AUGAUAACAGAAACAUCUUUGCUGGAGCCGGAUACCAUCGACUUCGCUGCCGGGCUCGGCCCAAUGUUUCUCAAACUGCCCCGGGAGAUACGCGAUAUAAUCUUUGGGCGACUGCUUGCUUCCGGCCACACGGAGUUUCUGAGAGCCUCCAAGAUCUUGAGCAAGGAAGGAACGAGCCUGAUAUCCAAGCAUGGCAUUUAUCGCAUCAACAUCGCCUUUGGCAGCAAAGCCAACUGCCCCAAGGUCUCCCAGCCAGUGGCGGAUACGGUCCAGAACCUGCACCUUCGUGUGAACACGAGGGAUUAUCCAUUCUUUGGUCUCGGCACAUUCCCGGAGAAGAGAAUUGUGGAGAUGUUCGGCAACCGAUACCUCUGUCGCAAGUCUUGCAGCGUAUCUUUGGAGAUUCGCUAUUCCACUGAGUCUAUGAUUCCGCUCGACGUGCUUAACUUCUUGGGAACGGUUGGGGAAUUUGAGGACGUGACUUUGAGUAUCGAAACCGACUGGUUCGGCGGAAGCCCUUUCCCAGAUCGCCUGUUCGAAUGGCAGAUGCGUUUGAUGGAUACAGCUAGACAUGAGAGCUUCGACGACGCCCGUGAGUGUUUAGAGCCGGUCUUGGGCACUGCAUAUCGGGUAGAGCAGAAUGAGGGUGUUCAGUUGGUCUUCCAUCCACACUAUUCGGGUCAGGGCAAGGUGAGGGUAUCUCGGGCGAAAAGAGAUGCAUGUGGGAAGAGUGGAAGGAGAAAGAGAGUUGGGUUGCCAUGA
Messenger RNA from Letharia columbiana, 762 nucleotides. RefSeq lists its product as uncharacterized. NCBI's taxonomy places the organism in Eukaryota, Fungi, Ascomycota, Lecanoromycetes, Lecanorales, Parmeliaceae. The record is from RefSeq and is a predicted model, not a curated record. The coding region runs from base 1 to 762 and encodes 253 amino acids. The transcript has a single exon.